Urocitellus parryii (Arctic ground squirrel) is the source of this 5137-nucleotide messenger RNA. RefSeq names its product CST telomere replication complex component 1 (gene Ctc1). Gene Ontology annotation, biological process: positive regulation of DNA replication; telomere maintenance via telomere lengthening. NCBI's taxonomy places the organism in Eukaryota, Metazoa, Chordata, Mammalia, Rodentia, Sciuridae. Gene Ontology annotation, molecular function: telomeric repeat DNA binding; single-stranded DNA binding. Gene Ontology annotation, cellular component: CST complex. The record is from RefSeq and is a predicted model, not a curated record.
UCUCCUGCGCCCCGCGUUCGCGCGUUUUUCAGGGGCGGAGCUUUGGCGCAUCAUGGCGGCUGGCCAGGCUCAGGCUCUUAGCUCCGAGCAAGCCUGGCUUGAAGCUGCCCAGACCUUCAUCCAAGAGAGCCUUUGUCCAACUGGCAAGGGACCUAAUGUCCAGUUCACUCAGUCAGUGAUUGACUGUGUGAAGACUGUUUGGUUGUCCCAGGGGAAGAACCAAGGUUUUACACUGCCCCUCAGCUACAGCUUUGUCUCAGUACAGAACCUCAGGACCUAUCAGCAUCUCCCAUGCUGCAGCCAUCUGUCCUGGAGCAGCAUUGCAUACCAGACAUGGGCCCCAGAGGCUAGGCCAAAUGGGGUCCCUCUUCCCCGGGAGCGACUGUUACUUGUAGGAACAUUAACAGACCUUUCAGAGGAACAAGGAUGCAGGAAUGGAAGCCUCUACGUGAGAGAUAACACUGGUAGCCUGGGCUGUGAGAUUGCAUCCUGCCUGCUCAGGCAUAGAAGCAAGCUCAGAGGUGAGAAGCAAAAUCUGGCCGGGAAGCUGAUUCGAUUGAGUGCUCUGGUGAAAAGUAAAAAGAAAGCAUACUUUAUCCUCUCUCUUGGUGAAUUAUCCCCAGCUGUUAGCCAAGCCAUCAACCAUGUGUCCAUUAUCGUCCAGAUCCCUGCCCAGCUGGUGUGGCACCAUGCUCUUUGGCCUGGUAAGGCCUAUGUACUGACACAACUGCGAGUAUCCAGGAUCCCUGGUUACCAUUACUGUGUUUGGAUGACCAGUUCCUCCUCCCAUCUGAUGCUGCUGGAACCAGGACGUGUACAAGAGCUGGAGCUGGAAGGACCCUUCUUGGAGGCUGAUUCCAAAUCACAUCCCACAUCCAGCAACUUCCAGGACAAGAAGGGUCCAAAAGGUCUUAUGCGGGAUUCUAGACUCUUAAACUAUAUGGGAACAGUCACUGGUGUGUUGAAUGAGCCUGCUGGCCUCUAUGAACUGGAUGGGCAGCUAGGGCUCUGCCUUGCAUAUCAGCAGUUCCGUGCCCUCAGGCGGGUGAUGCGACCAGGGGUCCGCCUGGAGCUCCAGGAUGUUCACCUCCUCCAGUCGGUGGGUGGAGGGACAACAAGACCAGUGCUAGCAUCCUGCCUCCGUGGAGCUAUCCUGCUUCGGGGUUUUUCCUGUCAGAAGCCUGGAAGACAGUCGUCCCACCAAGCUCAUGGGGCUUCCCUGUAUGAGCAGUUGGUGUGGGAAUGGCAGUUAGGUCUUCCCCUCUACCUGUGGGCUGUCAAGGCCCUGGAGGAGCUGGCCUGCAAGCUAUGUCCCCACUUGUUGAGACACAAGCAGUUCCUGCAGCAUUCCUCUCCUGGAAACCCCAGUCUGGGAUUACAACUCCUGGCUCCCACCCUGGAUGCUCUAGCUCCGUCCAGCAGAUCCAUUCGGAAUGCACAUACAGAGAUYCUUGAAGAGCCACAUCACUGUCCCCUCCAGAAAUAUGCUCGGCUGCAGAUUCCCUACUCUUUCCCAGCUCUGGACACUCUGGAAAAGGAAGGACGGUGUAGGGCUUGGGCCUCCUUUGACCCAAAGGUACUUCUGCCUCUCCCAGAGGCUGCCCACCUGUCCACAUGCCAACUCAAUAACCGCCUGGCCUGGUCCUGGCUCUGUCUGCUGCCUUCUGACUUCCACCCAGCCAAGGCUUUAGUCGGGGUUCUGGUGGCUUCAUCUCAUAAAGGUUGUCUGCAACUUCGGGACCGAAGUGGUUCCCUCUCCUGCCUGCUCCUGGCCAAGCACUCACAACCCCUCACUGACCCACAGCUUGUAGGCUGCCUGAUACGGACAGAGAAGUUCCAGUUGGUGGUAGAGAGGGACAUCAGAAGCAACUUCCCUUCCUGGAAGGAGCUAGGCAUGACUGGUUUCAUCCAGAAACAACAGUCCAGAGUCUACGUCCAGUUCUUUCUGGAGGAUGCCCUGAUCCUUCCUGUGCCCAGAUCCUUUCAUCACUCCUCAGCACCUCCUCAGACAGAGUCUACCGGUGUAGAGGGACCCCACAUAGGACAGAGCCGACUAUUCUUGCUGUCCCACAAAGAGGCCCUCAUGAAGCGGAAUUUUUGUGCCUCCUCAGGAGCCACCUCAGGGUUGCCCAAGCCCACCCUCAGUUUCCAUGUAUCAGGUUGUUGGCUUGGGGGCACCCAGAGGAAGGAGGGGACUGGUUGGGGCCCGCCUGAGCCCCUGACAGAUGAGAGCAAGGAUCAGAAGGUUCUUCUCAUCUUCCUUGGCUCUUCGGUCCGCUGGUUUGAGUUUUUGCACCCAGGGCAGGUUUACCGAUUUGUGGCUCCUGGCCCUGCUACACCAAAGUUGUUCGAGGUGGAAGAGUCAUCCUGCACAUCUCAGCGUCCUCUGGAGUUGGCUGGCUGUGUGUCCUGCCUCACCGUCCAGGAUGAGUGGACCCUGGAGCUUGAGAGCUCUCCAGAUGUUCUGGGAAUACCCAAAGCAUUGCCUGAAUCCUCGCUAACCAACUUGCUUAGUGCCAACCUCACUGAUUCCUUGGUGUCUUUCUCAGCUGCGAUUUUGUCACGGAUAAUGUGGAACACUGAGGAUGUAAGAAGGUGUGUGAAGMUAACUGUAUCUAUAGAGACUGUUGACUCUGAAUUCCCCCCUCGCCUGGACAUAUAUAUUGAAGACCCACACUUGCCUCCCCCACUAGGACUUCUCCCAGGAGCUCGAGUAUACUUUUAUCAACUGGAGAAAAGGGUUUCCAGAUCCCACAAUGUUUAUUGUUGCUUCCGGUCAUCCACUUACGUGCAGGUCCUGAGUUUUCCCCCGGAGACCAUAGUCAGUGCUCCAUUGCCUCACAUCUACCUGGCUGAACUUCGGCAGAGUAGCUGGGGCCCAUUCCAGGCCACUGCUUCUUGCCAUGUUGUUUCUGUUGUCAGCCUCCAGCUCCAGUGGGUGUGUGCUCAUUGUACCAGUGUCUGCCCCCAGGGAAAGUGCCUUCGUCAGGGUCCCACUUGCUUCACUCAGGCAUCUAUAAGCCAAGCCAGCAUCAGGCUUCUGGUAGAGGAUGGGACUGCUGAAGCUAUGGUGACCUGUACAGAUUAUCAUGUGGCAGCAGCACUAGGGUUGUGUGCUAAUGAGUGGUCCUCCCUCCUAGAAUUUGUCCGAAAGCCAGGGAGAGUAGUCUUGCAAUUUAUGGAACCUGGAGCCCAACUAGAGUCUUCAGCUAAGACUGAGGAUCCUUUGACACUCUACCUCCACACACUUUGUACCAGCCCCUCUGUCCUCCGCCCCAUUGUGCUUUCUUUUGAGCUUGAGAGGAAACCCUCUAAUAUUACUCCAUUAGAACCUCCUCGGCUACAGCGGUUCCAAUGUGGAGAGCCUCUCCUGACUCGGGUGAAUCCCAGGCUCCGACUGGCCUGUCUUUCUAUCCAGGAGUAAGAGUACCCCAUCUCUUUGGGGGCUUUUGCUUCCUCUUGUUAACCUGAACCACAAGGAUCAUCAGAAAAUUCUUCCUUAGGGAAGGAUUCAGGCCUUUUUCCCCCUGGAGUGGUUGUGGCCACUCCCCACAUCCUUGGAUUCACCAGCUGCUACCCCACUGUAAUUUCUUUUAUUCUGGUGCCAGCCUGUCUCAGGAACAUUGUGGGAACAGCAAAUCCUGCACUAUUGAUAUUUCCUUUGCUUGAGAGUCAAGGCAUCUGCACUCACAGGUGGACCUAAGCAUUUUGAUCUUCCUUUGUGGCAGGAACUAGAGGAACAGAAAAGGCUUGCUCCUUGUGAGGAUGUUGUGACAGGUUCUUUGACCUGCAAUAAAGCACUCUGGGGACAUUUCUCAUUUAGGUUCAUCUCUACAGUCUCAAUCUCUCUGACUCCCUGGUGGCUAUAGCACCUUUGUUCAUCAUUUCAACCCCUUGUUUACACUAUUGUGGAAAGCGAUUUGUAGAAGAGCUUCUGGUCCAGCAGACUGAUACCAAAGUCAGAUCCCACAGGGAGUAAAUUGAGGAGUGGAGGGCAGUUGGGAGAAUAUGGCUAUGGUGCUCUCAGCAAGGCUGGGCCUGGGGAAAAGUGAAGUAUGAGAGCCUAGAGACACUGGGAAGUACAGCAUGGGUGUGGGGAGGGAAGCAUCAAGCACUAGGAGGAGCAUGUGAAGACUCUGGAUUCCUCCACUGUCAAGACUCCACAUAAAGGGUCAGCACGGUGGGUUUCCCCAGGGCCUCGGUAUAUCGUUUGACCCAAGAGGAGAUCAGGAACAUCCAAACCAACGGAUAGAAUUAUGAUCUGCACGUGUUUUGUUGUUCUCUCAUUUCAGCUGAGAGCUGCUUGCUUCUAGGUGGAGAGGUAGGGCAAAGCCCCUUUACAGCACUUAAAGAGCAUUUCUUCUUGGCUGUUAGAUAGGCUUCAGUCGGCAUUGGGGUAUCUUAAUUUGACUCGCCAAGGUUGUGAUUUCCAUGUUUUGGCUGGAUUUGCUCCUUCCCUAACAGAAUACCAGAAGUGGAGAAGCGGGGAGCAAAUAGGGCAUGUCUGGCCGGUUAGCUCAGUUGGUUAGAGCGUGGUGCUAAUAACGCCAAGGUCGCGGGUUCGAUCCCCGUACGGGCCAGAGUUUUCUGAUUUUCCUCAAUCUUCGGCCCUGAAAUACUCCUGCCCCACCUCGGAGCUUUUUGAUCACCGAGCGUUACACCUACUGUUUCUCAAAACAACUUCCUACAGCGCUCCAGGAACUGGAAAGAGACCCACACAGGCAUCUUCGCGUCCUCUUCCGGGAGGCUCAGUUAUCGGAGGCUGUUGGGAGAAUGGAGAAGAUCUCCAAAAAGGCGGGGCCGGAAGGCAAAGGCUGACUCCAAUUCUAUUUGAUUCUGUCGUUUUCGCGGUCCUGUCUCAGUCCUAAUAGGCUUGGAAUAAAAACAGUAACAAAGAGCAUAGUGCUUGUGACGUGGGGGAACUAAGAAAGGCACAGAAAGAACUUUACAUAGGCGKGUAGUCGUGGCCGAGUGGUUAAGGCGAUGGACUAGAAAUCCAUUGGGGUCUCCCCGCGCAGGUUCGAAUCCUGCCGACUACGUGUAGUUUUUGCUCUUGCUCGAGGAGACCCUCUAAUCCAAUCGGCACUCUCCAAAUACCAUUAUCUCAGAAUUCUAGAAUAUGAGAAGCGCCCCAACU